AAAGAAUGACGUCAACUCCGGCCUUGUUCCUGCCCUUCUCAAGAUGGCGCUGCGGCCGGGAUCAUCGGGAGGCGGCAGUUUCAUGUAUCCUGUUGGAGGGAACUUGGGACCGCCGCAAGGCUUGGUGCCCCUACAGCAGCAGCAGCAGCAGCAACAACAACAGCCGCAGCAUCAGCAGCAUCAGCAUCAGCAGCAACAGGGUUUCCCAAUGGUUCAGGUCAUGCAACCAAAUAUGCAAGGCAUGAUGGGAAUCAACUUUGGGGGUCAGAUGCCUCCAGGAGCCAUGCCAAUGCAGGCCGGCAUGGCGAUGGGGAUGCAGGCCCCCGGAAUGCCGUUCAUGGGUCGGCCGCAAUUUAUGGGCAUGAGACCUGCCGGCCCGCAAUAUACCGCCGACAUGCAGAAGCAAAUGGCCGAGGAGCUUCAGAAGCGUUUGGAGCAGCAGCAGAAGAUGCUGGAGGAGGACCGGAAACGGCGGCAGUUUGAGGAGCAGAAGCAGAAGCUCAGGCUGCUCAGUAGCGUCAAACCCAAGAUGGGCGAGAAGAGCCGGGACGAUGCCCUGGAGGCGAUCAAGGGGAACCUGGACGGUUUUAGCAGAGACGCCAAGAUGCACCCCACGCCGUCGUCACAGAGCAAGAAACCAGACCUGACUUCAUCAUCGUCAUCAUCACCCUCUUCAUCCCACUCAUCUGUCGCCACUCCCUCCCUCCUCCCACCUUUGUCCAAGGACGAUGAUGAAUUUAGUGACUUUCAAGGGCCCACCUCUUCCAUCUCCUCCUCCUCUUCUCCCUCUGCAACCUCCUCCCACAGGACCGUCAUGACGGGCUCCCUCACGACCGGUUUGCCCGAGGAGGACGAGGAGUUUAGUGACUUUGUUCAGGGUCCCGUUGGUUCGGCAGACUCGCGCCUUUCCUCUCAAGUCCUCCCUUCCCUCCCUUCCUCUGUGUCCAUUCCCACUGCCACUCCUUCACACUCUGCCAUCAACAGCAGCUCACAAACUUCAUUUCAAGUGCUCUCAGCCUUGGUCAAGACAGCUGAUGAAAAACACGCAUGUUCCCCGUUCGCCCCCCCCCCUCUAGGCCCGUCCCUGGAAGAGAAGCUUUUCUCCUCUUGCGACCUCACGGCCGGCAAGACGGCGCACUUGACCUUUAAACCCAGGCGGAUUUUGACGGAAAUGAGUCCCAGAGCUAAAGUUUCCGCCCAGUUUCAGAGCAGCAGUAAGUCCAGGAACUGGGCCGCGCCCUCCGGGGACUUAAGUCUCCAGUCGGUCUUCGUCACGGAAAGGCCGCCCGAGGCCGUCGUGUCGGGGCCCGGUGUGGCCCCGACCGCUCCCGAGGCCUCCCGUCCGAGCAGUGGUCACAGCGGUGCCGUUGGUGUGUAUCCACAACAAGAACACAUGCAGUCCAUGCCGCCAGCUUGGCUUUACAACGAUAGCCUCAUCCCAGAGAUGUUCAAAAAAGUUCUGGAAUUCAGCAUGACUCCGGCUGGCAUCGACACGGCCAAGCUGUACCCGCUUCUCAUGUCGUCGGGUCUUCCUCGGGAAGCUUUGGGCCAAAUCUGGGCAUCGGCCAACCGCACGACGCCCGGCAUGCUGACGAAGGAGGAGCUCUACACCGUGCUGGCGCUGAUCGCUGUCGCUCAGAGCGGCCUGCCCGCAAUGAACGUGGAAAUCCUCAGUCAGUUUCCGUCCCCGCCGGUGCCCAACCUGCCGGCCCUGGCUAUGGCCUUAGCCCCCGUCAUGCCCCAGCACCAGCAGCCCAUGAUGACCCACCCGCCAGUGUCCAUGGCCAUGCCCACCCCGACAGUCAUGCCCCCACCCAUGACUGCGCCACAGGCUCCUCCUGCACCCGCCAACUUUGUUGCAAAUUUCCCUCCGGCCCAGGGGACCAAAGUGGAAGACGACGACUUCCAGGACUUCCAGGAGGCGCCCAAGGCUGGAACCGGUGACCAAGCCUUCACUGACUUCCAGGGCGAAUCCAGCGCAAAGUUCCCCGCCAGCACGGCGACACAGCAUCAAAACAGCGCACCCGCCAUGUUGACUCCUCUAUCCGGGACCUCGUCGGCCUCCUCUGAUAAGUACGCCGUCUUCAAGCAACUGUCUGUGGAGCAGCCCUCAGAAGUCACGCUCCCUCCAUCAGAUGCAGGAGACAAGUACAGUGUGUUUAGACACUUAGAAAACACCACAGACAAGAAACCACUAGGCGAGGGAUUUGCCGAUUUCAAGUCUGUCCGAAGUGACGACGGCUUCACGGACUUUAAAACCGCAGACAGCGUUUCUCCACUAGAGCCUUCGGAGCAGGCCAAGAUCUUCCAGCCUACCUUCCCUUCUGCUUUCCCAAACUCUCAGUCUUUGCAGCAACAGCAGCAGCCGCCGCCGCCAGCCGCUUCGAUUUCUCAAGGCAAGAACCCUCUCAACAUGGCAGACCUGGAUCUAUUCUCCACUAUGGCACCCUCCGCUCUGCCCGCCUCCGACACGCAAACUGGCACAUUAGCAAAUUCUCUGGUCCCCCCACCGAGCGCCGCCAAGCCGCCCAGCUUUGGGGACUUUGGCCUAUAUGGCGCUUCAUCCUCAGAUGCCGCUCAAGCUCCCGUGGCGGCGCCGCAGGACGACUUUGCCGACUUCAUGGCGUUCGGGAGUUCUGGCGCGGAGCCCAAAAGCGAGAGUAGCCCAGCCGUCCGCAUUGAGAGCGCCUCUCAGCAGAGCUUGGACAAGUACGACGUGUUCAAGCAGCUGUCCUUAGAAGGCGGCAGCAGCGGCGGCGGCCUGGCCUACGACGACGCCAAGGACAGCGGCGACGAUUUUGCCGACUUCCAGUCGUCUAAAUUCUGCACGGCGCUCGGCGCCUCGGAAAAGACCCUGGUGGACAAGGUGGCCGCCUUCAAGGGCAAGGAAGACUGCGCCUCAGUCAAGUCCCUGGACCUCCCGUCCAUCGGGAGCAGCAGCGCCGGGAAGGACGACUCUGAGGACGCGCUGUCGGUGCAGCUGGACAUGAAGCUCACUGACGUGGGCGGGGACUUGAAGCACGUGAUGUCGGACAGCUCGCUGGAUCUCACUGGGCUCUCGUCCCACCAGCCGCCCGCUACAGAGGUAGAUGACAUAAAAUUCGACCCGUUUGGGACUUCGGGCCUCAGCACCCUGGCCAGUUACGACUGGUCGGACCGGGAGGAGUGCGGCAGCGGCGACGUCCAGAAGCCGCUGGGCCACGUUGGCGCCAUUGCCGCCCCGCCACCUUUCACGCCCGCUCUAAAAGCUGAACUCAACCCGGAAAGCGUCUCGUCCGCCGAGAUCGCCUCGUCCCUCCAAGCGGAGGAUGACGAAUUCAAAGACUUCGCCGACUUCACCGGCAGCGAACGGCCGGGCGGUGAAGACCAAGACGACUUUGGGGACUUUGCCGGAACCGGUUCAGAGAAGCCCGACUCGCCUCCCGAGACCGGCUUAGAGGCCGGCCUGAGCGACACCGCGGACGACUUUGGCGCCUUCCAGGGAGACAAGCCCAAGUUUGGCAAGUCUGACUUCCUGAAGGCCAGCGCUCAGCCCAAAGUCAAAUCCAGCGAGGAGAUGAUCAAGAACGAGCUGGCCACAUUUGACUUGUCUGUUCAAGGCUCCCACAAGCGCAGUCACAGCUUGGGCGAGAAGGAGAUGUCUCGCCCGCCCGCAUCUCUGCCUCCAGACCAGCCCUUCCGAGACCGUUCCAGCACCCUCAGCGAGAAGCCCACCUUGCCCAUUAUCCGGGACAAGUACAAGGAUCUGACGGGGGAGGUGGAGGAGAGCGAGCGCUAUGCUUACGAGUGGCAGAGGUGUUUGGAAAGUGCUCUUGAGGUCAUCACCAAAGCCAACAACACGCUGAACAGCAUCAGCAGCUCCUCCGUGUGCACGGAGGUCAUCCAGUCCGUCCAGGGCAUGGAGUACCUUCUGGGUGUGGUGGAGGUCUACCGCGUGACCAGGCGGGUGGAGCUGGGCGUCAAGGCCACGGCGGUGUGCUCGGAGAAGCUGCAGCAGCUGCUGAAGGACAUCAACCGCGUGUGGAACAACCUCACCAGCUUCAUGUCGCUGGCCAAGCUGGUGCCCGAUGAAAGCUCUCUGGAUUUCACCUCCUGCAUUCUGCGGCACGGCAUCAAGAACGCCAAGGAGUUGGCGUGCGGCGUGUGCCUGCUCAAUGUGGACUCUCGCAGCAAGAGGAAAGAAGCAAGCACGCUGGGACGUCUUUUUAAACGAGCGUUGACUCCAGAAAGUGUUCGGAAGUCCAUGGCAUUCAACUCGGAGACGGACAACUUCAAGCUCGUGUACGGCGGGCACCAGUACCACGCCAGCUGCGCCAACUUCUGGAUCAACUGCGUGGAGCCCAAACCGCCGGGUCUCAUCUUGCCCGACCUGCUUUGAGUGACCAACUUUCACAGUUUUGUUCAUUUAUUCAUGUAGUCACGUCCACUGGCGGCCAUUUUACUCUUUGUGACUGGAUCCUGUCAAAAGCUUGAAGUUAAAAAGUUAAAAAAAAUAAUAAUUUGUUGAUCUAACACCCCAUUCAACCCCUUACACUGAGUGCCAAGCAGGGAAGAAAUGGGUCUCAUUUCUAUAGUGUUUGGUAUGACCCGGCUGGGGUUUGAACCCACAACCUUCCGGUCUCAGGGCGGAUACUCUACCACUAGACCACUGAUCUGGUAACUCUGGAAUGUAACAAAACAGAUGCUGACUUGAAUGUGUUCUUCUUUUAACUUUCCAUGUUUUUAAAUUCUUCUUGGCUGGAAGACACGUUUAUUUUUGCUUUUUCGUUUUGAAUGUCUCCCUGGUGUACAUUUUAGCUAAUCGGAGGAUGGGUUUUAUUUGGGCAUGUAAUUUAUUUGAGUUAUGUGAAUGUAAAUAAACAAAUGUCUGAUGA
Messenger RNA from Syngnathus typhle (broad-nosed pipefish), 4874 nucleotides. RefSeq names its product synergin, gamma (gene synrg). Gene Ontology annotation, cellular component: clathrin coat of trans-Golgi network vesicle. Gene Ontology annotation, molecular function: protein binding. Lineage: Eukaryota; Metazoa; Chordata; Actinopteri; Syngnathiformes; Syngnathidae. The transcript has 24 exons. Bases 44 to 4378 code for a protein of 1444 amino acids. The record is from RefSeq and is a predicted model, not a curated record.